Messenger RNA from Nanorana parkeri, 653 nucleotides. Its product is annotated as inorganic pyrophosphatase-like. The record is from RefSeq and is a predicted model, not a curated record. NCBI's taxonomy places the organism in Eukaryota, Metazoa, Chordata, Amphibia, Anura, Dicroglossidae. Gene Ontology annotation, biological process: phosphate-containing compound metabolic process. The transcript is spliced from 6 exons. Gene Ontology annotation, cellular component: extracellular exosome; cytoplasm. Gene Ontology annotation, molecular function: inorganic diphosphate phosphatase activity; magnesium ion binding. The coding region runs from base 132 to 653 and encodes 173 amino acids.
GUCGCGUUCAGCCAAUCGGAUGAGACAUUCAGAAGGUGUGUGUGUGUGAAUAGUGGGGCCGUGCACUUCCCGGCCUGUUCUCAGUGUGUCCACCUUCAAGAGAAAGCAGACGGCGCCGGAUCAGCAGCAGCAUGGCAUACAGCAUCGAGCAGAGGGCCAAUGCCAACAGCCUGGAGUAUCGGCUGUUCUUCAAAGACUGCAAGGGAAAGUUUAUCUCUCCGUUCCACGAUAUUCCUCUGUAUGCCGAUGAAGCCAAAUGCAUAUUCAACAUGGUGGUAGAGGUGCCACGAUGGACAAAUGCAAAGAUGGAGAUUGCCACAAAAGACCCUUUGAAUCCCAUAAAACAAGAUGUGAAAAAAGGCAAACUGCGUUAUGUGGCCAAUGUUUUCCCUCACAAGGGUUAUAUAUGGAAUUACGGAGCUCUUCCACAGACCUGGGAAAACCCAUCACAUGUUGAUGAAAAUACAGGUUUUGGAGGUGAUAAUGACCCCAUUGACGUAUGUGAAAUUGGGAGCAAGGUAUGUAAAAGAGGAGAUGUCAUCAAGGUUAAAGUCCUUGGCACCUUGGCAUUGAUUGAUGAAGGAGAAACCGACUGGAAAGUUAUGGUCAUUAAUGUUGAAGACCCUGAAGCUUCUCAUUUCAAUGGUAAGUAG